CAAUUAUGAGUGAGUUUUGUAGUAACUGAAUAUUGAUUUUUCCAGCAUUUCUUUACUUGAUAAAAGAAGUAAACUUCUUUAGGAAACAUGGGAAUUGUAUUUAGUGCACUAAAAGCUUGUUAUCACAUGUAUCGUGAUAAAGUAAGGGAACCAGUCAUCAAGCUGAUAGAUCCAAUCUUCCAUCACCACAAAAUUAAAAUAUAUGCUAUGGAUCUAAGAAAUACAGAGCUGCCGCUGGAAGAAAGAGCCCAGGCUGCAUUAUAUAUAGGCCUACUAGCUUACACAGGUGGUGUUGGUGCUGGAAGUUUUGCUUCACAAUAUAUUCAGGACAUGAUUGAUAUUUUGAUUAUGCCAGAUACAUCCACAAAAGUAAGAAUCUUAGUUUUAAAAGGACUAUGUAGUGCAUGCUACAUUAACCCCGUAAACCAAAAUGAAGCCAAAGCUCACCACCUUUCUGAAAUUAUCCUUUCCUAUCUUGAAGAAGAGGAAGACUCUGCAGAAGCGGACCCAGAUCUAGUCCUGGUGAAGUUCUGGGUUUGUUAUCUUAUGACUGUUGUUUGCUGUAAUAAUAUGUCUUAUAUUAAAUUAUUUCAUGAAAUUGGUGGCCAAACACUAGAGAAAAGGCUGGAAUACCUGUCUAACAUGGAAUGGUUUGGCUGGCCCCAAAACUAUGCUACGUUAAUGUACAUGUUUAUGGGAUAUCCAGGCACAGACGUAUACAAAUAGAAUUAAGGGAAUAUGUGUUGGAACAAAUAAUUCUGCUACUGACAAGUACUAGGUCUUACUUUCUUCAAAUAUUUGACACAAUAAAAUUACUGCUUAGUGUUUAAACUGAUGUUGAAUUCUAAGAUUUAUUCAAUCAAUAAAGAAUAAAAAAGGAUAAAUAUCCCGAGUUAAACUCAA
Molecule: messenger RNA, 903 nt
Organism: Pantherophis guttatus
Lineage: Eukaryota; Metazoa; Chordata; Lepidosauria; Squamata; Colubridae
Gene: ARMH2
Product: armadillo like helical domain containing 2
Source: RefSeq, a predicted model, not a curated record